AUGAAACACGGCAUUCAUUUACUUGUCAAGACCUCGAAAUCAACCCAAUCACUGUGCUUCGAGCUGCCCUUCACUGGAUCUUCCCUCUUCUCUGCUGAUCCAAACAUUUUUCAAUCAACAAAGGUACGCACUGAAUCAAUUUCAAGAUAUCAGACACACAUUGGCUGUACCGAAGCAACAUUAUGCUACAAGCAGUCUUGUGAUUGGUAUCUUGUUUCAGCUUUAGGAGUUUGGGUUUUGGGGAAAUUAGGGUUCUUGAGCCACGAUCCGUUCGUGUGGGAAACCGCUAAGAAAUUCCUACCCGCUGCUAUCGUUUUCUAUCUCGCAAUCUUCACAAACACGAAUUUAUUGCGUCAUGCCAAUGUAGACACGUUUAUCGUCUUCAGAUCCUUAACACCCCUUUUGGUAGCAAUCGCCGACACCACUUUUAGGAAGCAACCAAUUCCAUCAAAACUUACAUUUCUAUCACUUUUAAUCAUCUUGGGUGGUGCUGUUGGCUAUGUCGCUACAGAUUCAGGAUUCACAUUGACUGCAUAUUCAUGGGCAUUCGCUUACUUGAUCACAAUCACAACCGAAAUGGUUUACAUCAAACACAUGGUUACAAAUCUUGGAUUGAACACAUGGGGGUUUGUUUACUACAACAACCUGUUAUCUCUCAUGAUGGCUCCAUUCUUCUGGAUCAUGACUGGUGAAUACUCUGAUGUGUUUGCUGCUGUUGGAUCAAACCAUGGGAAUUUGUUUGAAAUCAUAGCAUUUACAGCAGUCUCAUUAUCUUGUGUUUUUGGACUUCUAAUCAGUUUCUUUGGAUUUGCAUGUCGAAAAGCCAUAUCUGCAACUGCAUUCACUCAAUCUGUAACUGGAGUUAAUAGUCCAUCUAUACAGCGGGACCCAGUAGCAUCUAAGUUAAUGGAUGAUAAAGAUGAUGGUGAUUACUCAAAUGAAGAUGAAGAAAAGGGUAUUUCGGGAAAAAUCUCGGGUGUAUAA
Lactuca virosa is the source of this 984-nucleotide messenger RNA. NCBI's taxonomy places the organism in Eukaryota, Viridiplantae, Streptophyta, Magnoliopsida, Asterales, Asteraceae. The record is from the annotation of a GenBank genome assembly.